AUGUGCCAAGAUCCGAGCAUGCCAUUACAUUCUUAAACGAAAAAGUUUAGAAAAUGGCUUCAGCUAAUCCAGAUAUUUUAUAUAAAUUUGUGUCUAUGAGAACGAAAUGGACACGCUGUUUUGAAGAGGAUAAGCCUGAUAUAGCAAAGACUGUUAGACACUUCUUUGGCCGACAGUUUUACAGAAAGCACAAGCAUUCUACCUAUGUGAUCGGCGAACUGCCCGAUGGAAUAUUCUUGUUCGUAAAACCUACCAUGUACCAAAACCUUAAGAAGAAAAUUGAAGAGCUAAUUGAAGAGACGUUGCCUGACGUUCGGCCGACAACUGGUGCCACUGUUAUAGAGGAAGAAAAAUGGUUUCCAGAUAAGCAGUCUUUUACUGAGUUUCUCGAUGCUAACAGAGAAGAACAUUAUAAAAGUGCGGAAAGGUAAAGUAAUAUUAACGGCUAUUGAAGACUUAUAGCGGGCCAUAUGGCGACGGCGGCGAUCACACAAACAUAAACAAAACCAUAUAACUAGAUUUAAAGACAAAACCAUGCCACGUUGGUUAUCGACAGCAAGUUUUCAGUUUUCUAAACGGUUUGUUGAUCAUAGAAAUGACGCACGGCAAAGUUAUGAGCAUUUGUUAUGUUGUGUAAUUUCUAUUAUCGUUAAAAGAGUAGACAAAGAAAAAUAUAGUCGAUUCGUCUGGUACUUUUUUUCCUAUAACAAUACUGGAGUUUCUCGGAAACUGGGUCUCGGAAGCUGCUCCCCGUCGAGUUUCUCGGAAAAGUGAUUUUCCUCUCGUGUGACAUGGCGUGUGAAAUGGCGCCUUCAUUGAACUAUUUUUGAACAGAUUGUUAUGAUACUCAGUUCAGAGUUUUUUUUACCCAUUGUAUUUGUUACAGCCGGCAAAUACUGGCGCGUCCGCUUAUAAUGCAGAAAUUAUGGCUUUUUUAAUCAUGAAAUUUAUACAUGGCUGGGAAGCUGUGGGGAAUAAAUUAAACAAGAGAAAUGAAUUAUUGAGAACUGAAUCUCAAUGUGAUUUCUUUUGUUUUAUUCCUUCAGCCUGGGUCAAAAAUUCGAAACUGGCCAAUACAAAAAUGACCUCUUCAGCUUAUCUGUUUUGUUUUGCCAAUGCAGGUCUCAAAAAAAUGAGUUUGUUUGUUUCAAGAGCCAAACACGAGCCUCAUCCAUUUUUGACUAGCCUGAAUUUCAGACAUUCCUUCGAGUCAUAUACUCCUCUCAGCGACGUAAACCGAAAACCGGGUAGUGAUUUUGAUUGGUUGAUUGCUGAAUGGAGUAUUCGACUUGAGGGAAUGUCUGAAAAUUAGGCUACAUUUUUGAGUUUCAUGGUCACAAAAAAGCAAUGAAUAGUUUGAAGAAAUAAUUUGUUACGCGCUCAGGCGUGACUUCGUGUCGAAGGAAAAGAAAGUUUUCUUUUUCACAGCCAUAAACUGCGCCUGUUUGCUCUUUUAGGUCCUUUCAGAGGUCGCAAUGACAAAUUUCCCAACCCUUUUAAAUUUUUCAACUAAUGAAAUCCGUACCCUCUUAUACUGACCCGAAUCCUGAAAAAGAUAGCCCUUUCGGGCGGAGCCUCCCAGUUUAGGUCAUUAUAGGGAGUACCCUAUUCCAUGGGCGUCGAACCCAAUAAUGCGCGGAAUACAUCGAGUAUUUUGACAGAUAUAUUUUGCCUUUAGGGCUUUACAGUACCAAGUAAAUUAAAAUCAACGUAACAUUUUAUUAUCCUUCUCAGGAGACAGCAGGAAGCAAAUACCAGCUUAAGACGACUACGCAAGACCUUGAAAGCCAGUCCAGGAGCGAAGAUUCUGGCAUUUAACCUGGUGGUUUUUGAAGGUGACCACAAUGUCGUCCUUGAGAUUGGCUACACUAGGACAACUCUAGGAGACAAGACAAAUCAAAAGCGAGCGUUUCACUACAUUAUCAAAGAAAACCUCAGGUAUAUGUGCGAGUUUUAAACCGAAAAAUGCAUUUAAUUAUUUAUAUCACAAACGGCGACACUUCAGCAGUUAAAUUAAAUGUUAUUUAUCACAACUUCCCUCUUGACUGGUUGUAGAAACUAAUUUGCGGUUCCGGUUACUUGAAUCCUAGCUGGAAGGCCUCAACAAGCAGCUUGAGUAAGAUUACGUCGUAGUGUCCAUAAGAUUACGUCGUAGUAUCCGACGAAAUACUGAUUUCAAUUGUGAGACUUGAUUAAAAAUCCUAGCUAUUAAGCAGCGAACAAGAAGGCAGCGUGGCCGAGUGGUUAGAGUGCUGGACUAUUAUUCCAGAAGCCCCAAAUUCAAGUCCUGCCCUGACCGCUGGCUUGAUUUGUUCUCGGUAGUCCCGACCUCAAAUCUCCGACCACGCUUGUAGAAUAGCCAACUGGUUCAUCAUCAUCAUCAUUGUCAUCAUCAUCAUCAUCAUCAUCAUCAUUAUUAUUAUUAUUAUUAUUAUUAUUAUUAUUAUUAUUAUUAUUAUUAUUAUUAUAUUUUUGUAUUUUAAAGUCACUUAGGCAAAAGAGUUGAGACCCUUACUGUUAAUUACCACUAAUUUGUUUACGGUGAAUGUUUCCGUGAAAAUAUAGUGAUCAGUGUGGAGCUGAAGAACUCUGCAGUACUCCCGCAAAUACCACCGCCUAAUUUUAAAUAGGCGGUGAGAUUCAUUAACUUGAAUGUCUCUUUCUCUGACAGGUACGAAAACAAGAAUAGGAAUCGCUUCGAGUUUGGCAUCUCUGAGCGCAUGUCUCUCAAGGAAGCCGCUGCAAAAGUCCAGGAACAGGUCGCGGCUGUAGACAUCUUAGUUACAUAUGGCGGAGCACAGGAUGCAGAAUUGCUUGAUUGCUGUGGGAUUUCAGUGACAGAGAAGAUUAUGUUUGACACGCAACUUCUAGCCGUGGUUUUAAUACAAGGUCGACGACAGCACUUCCGUAAUCUAAAGCAAUUGCUGGUCGAGUUGGAAAUCCCAUUUGAUGAAAAUGUUCGCCUUUACAACAGCGGAAAUUAUGCCUACUUAAACACGGCUGUAUUUCUGAAACUGAAAGACAUCGCAAUCUCGCCAAAGUAGCUCACCCAUUUGUAUCUUCAAAUCGAUUCUGAACAAUUCUAUGAGUAAAGGAAACAUUUUGUUUUCGUAUUGUAGGUGGUUUUGAAUCCCUUUCAUUUUCUUUAAACUUUUUAGGGGUCUUUAAUUCAGAGAGUUGCAUCACUAUUACUCAGAUUGUAUGAAAGAUUAUUUCUUUUUGAGUCAAAAUAAUUUUUCAUGUGUUAUUGUUGCUAUGGUAACCUGGUACGCCAAGAAAAGCAUAGAGAUUGUUUCCAGCAUCCCAGAAACUGAACAAAAUACGUCCUAGUAUUACCUGUCACCCAAAAACUGCAGGGUAAAAAUACUAUUGAGAGCCGUUAAGGAUCACGUUCACGUUAUCAACUUUGAGCGGCUAAACAAGACUGAACUGCAGUUGUGACAUGAAGAAAUUUUGCAGUGGUACGCCACUGUUUUCCAGAUUUAUCCUAUCCCUUCUUCUGCGGGUGUGACACGAAUAAAAUUUGCGUUUAGG
Porites lobata is the source of this 3534-nucleotide messenger RNA. NCBI's taxonomy places the organism in Eukaryota, Metazoa, Cnidaria, Anthozoa, Scleractinia, Poritidae. The record is from the annotation of a GenBank genome assembly.